AUGACGUCUACCGGGGAAGUCAAAAGUGUUUCUGCGACCGAAACAAUCCGCGGACUCGAUCGGCUCGCACCGGAAUCAAGCGACGAUGACACUGUCACUGAUAUCGAGCUGGCACAACCACAAAUAAUCACUCCGGAUGGUGCUCAAACAACAGAAGACGUCGAUUGGGAAAACAAACCAGAAAACCCCCAAAACUGGUCGGCCUGGAAGAAGACCUUGCAAGUCGUGAUGCUUUCGUCAACAGCCCUACAAGCAAGUAUCGGCACUUCGAUAAUGAGUUCUGCUCAUUCCGACUUGAUGCAAGAGUUCAGCGUCAGCAGCACUGCGGCCCUUCUUCCCCUCACAUUGUAUGUGCUUGGAUUAGGCCUUGGCCCCGUCUUAGGCGGUCCUUUGUCUGAGACCAUCGGCCGUUAUCCCAUCUAUGCUGGAAGCAUGCCCUUGGGUGCCGUAUUCGCAGUCGGGGCUGGAUUUUCACGUAGAUUUGGAGUGCUCUGCUUCUGCCGCUUCAUGUCGGGUCUCUGUUGGGGCCCGGUGCUAGCUGUCGCGUCUGGAUCACUCACAGAGACCUUCAGGCCAAAAAGACGAGGGACAGUCUCUGCAGUCUUUAUUUUGAUGCCUUUUUUGGGGCCCGGAUUAGGUCCUGUGAUAGGGUCUAUUCUUGUGAAUCGACACGGUUGGCGUUCGACCCAGUGGGCACUCGCUCUCCUUUCCGUCUUCUGCAUGGUCACGGUUGCGCUCACCGAGGAAACCUUCCGCCCUGCCAUCACGCGUCGCAUAGUCAAACAGAGAGGCGGCAGGAUUGAUCAUUCGCCCCGCUGCAAAACUCGAGUCAAAGAGUUGGUAUUUGUUUCCGUUGUUCGACCUCUCCGGAUGUUGGUAGUGGAACCGAUCGUUUUGUUCCUCUGUCUCUAUGUUUCCGCUGAAUUUGGAACACUCUUCAGCUUCUUUGCCGCAGUUCCCUAUACCUUUGGAAUGGUCUACCGCUUCGACAUUGAGCAAUCAGGUUUGGUGUUUGCCUCUAUCAUCAUCGGAUGUUGCCUGGGACUUUUCACUAUCAUCCUUUGCGAUUUACUCAUUUAUCGCAAGCAAGCCGCCCGGUACGCACUAAACAAAACUCCCCCAGAGCAUCGGCUCUAUUCUGCCAUGAUUGGAAGCUUCGGCCCACCUGUGGCCCUGUUCUGGUUUGGGUGGACAGCUCGGGAGGAAAUCUCCUGGAGCAGCCCUGCGGCUUCCGUUGUCCUCUUCUCCUGGGGCAACCUCUGCAUAUAUGUGAGCGCGAUCGUUUACAUCUCAGAGACAUAUCCUGGAUCUCUGGUGGCGAGUGCAAUCAGCGCGAACACGCUAGCUAGGUAUGGAUUUGCAGCAGCCUUCCCAUUAUUCGCACUUCCCAUGUACAAAACGUUGGGUAUCGACUGGGCAAGUAGUCUUCUCGGAUUUAUUGCAUUGGCUCUAUUACCAGUCCCGUGGGUACUAUUCAAAUACGGCCCGCAGAUUAGGGCCAGGAGUCAGUAUGAGACUGUACAAUAUGGUAAAUGA
Ilyonectria robusta is the source of this 1536-nucleotide messenger RNA. RefSeq names its product major facilitator superfamily domain-containing protein. Gene Ontology annotation, biological process: spermidine transport; spermine transport; transmembrane transport. Bases 1 to 1536 code for a protein of 511 amino acids. NCBI's taxonomy places the organism in Eukaryota, Fungi, Ascomycota, Sordariomycetes, Hypocreales, Nectriaceae. Gene Ontology annotation, molecular function: spermidine transmembrane transporter activity; spermine transmembrane transporter activity. The transcript is spliced from 4 exons. The record is from RefSeq and is a predicted model, not a curated record.